Molecule: messenger RNA, 2788 nt
Organism: Pseudophryne corroboree (corroboree frog)
Lineage: Eukaryota; Metazoa; Chordata; Amphibia; Anura; Myobatrachidae
Gene: TMCO1
Product: transmembrane and coiled-coil domains 1
Exons: 7
Coding region: 256-822 (188 amino acids)
Biological process (GO): endoplasmic reticulum calcium ion homeostasis
Cellular component (GO): endoplasmic reticulum; endoplasmic reticulum membrane; cytoplasm
Molecular function (GO): calcium channel activity
Source: RefSeq, a predicted model, not a curated record
UGUGUCCCUCCUGUAGAGGGAUACGUUGGGAGGUAUGCAAAGCAAAUCAAAAGUGUAGUAAAGAUAAAGAAAGACUCGUCUCUGUGACGUCCUCCGACUUCCUGCUGGCCUGGUGCUGCUGCUGCGGUCGGUGACGUCGUGACCGGAGUGCUGACUCGUUUCCGCUGAGCUCUGCCGAGUGGGCCCUGUAUCUGGCUGCGGUUGUCCGGGCGGAGUACACUGUAGCACGGGGGCCGUGCCGGCUCCGACAGCACCAUGAGCACCAUGUUUGCGGACACCGUGCUGAUAGUCUUUAUCUCCGUAUGCACCGCCCUGCUGGCGGAGGGUAUUACAUGGGUUUUAGUUUACAGGACAGAUAAGUACAAGAGGUUAAAAGCUGAAGUAGAAAAGCAAAGUAAAAAACUGGAAAAGAAAAAAGAAGCGAUAACUGAGUCUGCUGGGCGCACACAAAAAAAGAAGAUAGAACGCCAGGAGGAGAAGCUAAAGAAUAAUAAUAGAGAUCUGUCCAUGGUCCGCAUGAAGUCAAUGUUUGCAAUUGGCUUUUGCUUCACGGCUUUGAUGGGCAUGUUCAACUCAAUUUUCGAUGGACGGGUUGUAGCAAAAUUGCCAUUUGUUCCCCUCUCCUAUAUUCAAGGACUGUCUCAUCGAAACUUGUUGGGGGAGGAUUAUACAGAUUGCUCCUUUAUAUUCCUGUACAUACUUUGUACAAUGUCCAUUCGUCAGAACAUCCAGAAGAUGCUGGGACUUGCACCAUCCCGUGCUGCUACAAAACAGGCUGGAGGAUUCCUGGGACCUCCUCCACAAGCUGGAAAAUUUUCUUAGCUCCACAGGAACCAUAGCUAAAUGUUCCUUUACUAUUUCUCAACCUCCUCUUUGUUAUGGCAACAGUCACCAAGCCAGCAAACCUAUUUCUGAAGACUGAAUUUACACUUUUAUAUUUGGAAUUAAGAAUACAUUUUUCAUACUCAUGAUGUUGAUAAUUGAUAGAAAAGAAAACUGAUCUAUGGUCACAUCCUACAUAAUAAAAGGCUAUAAUGCUGCUGCUCACUUCUUUGGGGGGAAUUCAAGUGUUUUGCGCACCAGCAGCCAUUAGAUGGUGCCCGAUGGUGCUAACAUUAUUGUUAUGUUGCUCAGAUUACUUCUUCUUGUAUGAAAGAAACAUCCAGAAUACUAAUUAGGUUUGUUUAGUAAGGAAAUGGCAAAAGCUAAUACAAAAAAUGUGUAUAGAUAUAUAUAUAUAUAUAUAUAUAUAUAUAUAUAUAUAUAUAUAUAUAUAUAUAUAUAUAUAUAUAUAUAUAUAUAUAUACACAUACACACAUAUAUAUAUAUAUAUAUAUAUACACAUACACACAUACACACACACACACACACACACACACACACACACACACACACGUGUUUAAUUGUGUGAAAGUUGCAGAUUUUUGUUUUGUUAUCAUACUGAUAAAAAUAGUUACAUUUUUUGUUUGGUUGCAGGCCUGUGCGCGGUGAAGCUAAAUUCUAAUCCUGUUUAAUUGAUAGUCUCACAACAAGAGAAGACUUGAAUAUUUUGUAAUUUCAUUCUAUCAAGAUGCCCAUUAGCCUAGUUAUAAGAACAGUGGUUAUGUAGAAACAAACUAUAUGCAAAUUUUAUAUAAAUAUGUAGUUAAACAUUUUAAGUUAUUUAGGAAAAUGUAUUGUUUCCUGGGGUCUUUUUGUGUUUUUCCAUUUUUGUACUAAUGAACCAUUGUGGUUUUAGAACAUGAUGUUGUUUGGAACAAAGUGUACCCUACAUUGCUGCAUGUACAGAUGCGUCCUCAUACAUCUAGCCUCAGUUAGCCAUGAAAUGCGAGAUUCCUGGUGUAAGUGAGCCACCAGAUCUCGUGCAACGCUAAUAUGUGGUGUCUUUGCAUUGUGACUAAGAUACAUUUUUUGCAAAACAAUGUGACUAGGAUGCAUGAGGAGUCUGUUGAUUAAUUUGCUAUGCCAUUUGUGUAUUGUGUUACUGAAUCUAUACGUAGCAGAACGGAACUUGUAUUUUGAAAGGUCUGCAGCUGCUAUGUUGUAGCACUUUAUAUACAGAUUCAGAGACUGUUGCACACAGAUAUACAAGUGCCAUAUCAAAUUAAUCAGCACAGUCUCCUUGUGCGUCGUAGUUGCAUUGCGUUGUGAAUAAAGGGGCCCAUACAUCAGCAAACACAAUUUAUUGUUUCACAGAUUCUGUGAUUUAUUUCCAAGAUAUAUUGUUACCCCAAACCAUCUGACUUGCCUAUACAUUACAGAUCAUUCUCAGUUAAACAGAUCUGCUAAUCAUGAAAGAAUCAUCAAUUACUAGAAAUAGUCUGCUGUGAAAUUAAACAUGUUGAAAAAUCUGAUUUACAAUCCCAAUCGAUUUGUGGCUGAAAUCUGCAAUCUGUGAAUCGCGUACAUUGCAAAUUUAUUUGCACAAUCUCCUUCAAAAUGUCAGGUUGUACCAAUUUAUCACAGGGGUAUGGGCCCAUUAAGAUGCAUUCAUGGCAAAAAAGAAGAUGAAUUUACUGCAAAAGAUGCCCAAUGCUACAUUCUCAUACGACCUGAUAUGCCAAGAGUGGUGGCUGGAAAACGUAACUGUUUGUAAAUGAUUGCCUUAGUAAUUUACAACAUGUACAGAACUUUUAGACCCUGUACAUACAGUAGAUUCAGUGUGAUGCACCGUGGAUAUCUUGCAAAGAAGGGGAAGCCCUUCUCAAGCACAACUGAUACAACAGUGACACCUACAGGAACACUAACAUAUCUAUAAAUAGCGUCAAUAAAACUACAUUAUCAGUCA